AUGAAGAAACGAGAAGGCAUAAACCGCCAUCCGGUCGAAAUAUCACCUGUAGUAAUAUCCCUCUCCAAUAAAGUGCAACCUCAACGCCCGCAUACAUCUGUAACGUUACGAAGUCACUUAUUUAUGAAAAAUUUUGCUCCUAGCACUAAAAAAGUCCUUCAUAAUCAUGAAAAGAGUGAAUUGGUGCAGAAAUUAAAUCGAAAUCUGAGUGAUAAUGACGAUGCGAUUAAAAAGUUUGAAACGAUCUGGACUCCACGACCGAAUUCAAGAAUCAAAAGUCCUAGGAGAUUAGGCAAGCUCAGCCAAGAUAGGAACAACACUAACAAUCAAUCAGAUGCUGUAAUACCGGAAAAGCUACCACUUCAUCACUCUCAUUCCAUUUCGUUAAAUUCGCUAAUUAUUAAAAUUCCACGUCCUAAAACUAGUCCUUCAUUAUCGUCAACCAAUUCUUGCCUGCCUACCGUACAAACUUCACCAUCGAACCUAAAAAAUCAAGCACCUCGUCAACGCCCUCAAACUGUUGAUGGAGUUUCUGCUACAAGAAUGAAAAGCAUAAGAGCGCAAAGAUUAAAGUUUCUGUAUGAUGAGCCAUUGCGUAGGCAUUCAGUGAAAGCUGUUAAAGAAGUUGAAGAUAAUAUUCUCUUGGAACAUACCAUUAAGCCACCUAUUGUACCUGGGGAGCCUUUACCACCAAAACAUGGCAUGGACCAUCAUCGGCCUUGGAUUACUUAUCUACAUAGCAGCGAUUAUAACAAAUCAGCAGAUGUUAACCAAGUGCUAUAUGACGAGCUUAGCAGCCGAGAUUCGACGCCUCUUUUAGGCCAUUACGUUGAUAAGUUCUACAAAGUCGAAGAAGGACAGCAAAUUCUACUCGGCUAUCUCGAUCAAGGCGAUGGCUAUCAUAUUUGUGUUAAUGGCCAUCAAUCGAAAUUACACCAAUCUAAAGAAAACAUGUUAAAUGGAAAUAAUGCUAAAAAUAAGCAAGCAUGGCAACCAUUAUCACUAGAAGAAUUAGUUUCGCAUUCUCCUCCCUCUCAUAUUAAGGAAGCUAAAAUAGAAGAAAAAUGCAAGCAACAAGUCGAACAGGAAAAACAAGAUGAAAUUUUACCGGAUGACAAUCUGCAUAAUGAGACAAAAAUUAAUAGGACCACCAGUCCAAGUAAUCGUCUUUCUUCAUCAUCAAUUAAGACAGCUAAAUUAUCAAACGAAAAUAUUACAAGACAACAUCAUUUACAUAAUGCAUCUCGAGAAAAUGGGGGUAAUAAAUCACCUUCUGUGACUCCAAAAGAAAUAGAAUCGAAAAUCUUUAGCAUUAAUUAUUCUUCUAGACCAAAAAGGCAUUCAGCAUCACAGCGGUUGGAUAAUCAUACCCUUGAAAUUAAUAAUAGCAUCGCUACCGUUAAGGAUAAUAGCAUUGUUGUAAGCUCAAUUAUGAAGAGCCCGCGUAAUCGAAAUCGACCGAGAUCGAAUUAUAGUGUUCAAUUUCGGUUGCCAACCAAUGGUGAAACAUCAAGCAAUUAA
This is a messenger RNA of Trichoplax adhaerens, 1521 nucleotides long. RefSeq lists its product as uncharacterized. The transcript has 8 exons. The record is from RefSeq and is a predicted model, not a curated record. The coding region runs from base 1 to 1521 and encodes 506 amino acids. NCBI's taxonomy places the organism in Eukaryota, Metazoa, Placozoa, Uniplacotomia, Trichoplacea, Trichoplacidae.